Vigna unguiculata (cowpea) is the source of this 1156-nucleotide messenger RNA. Its product is annotated as GDSL esterase/lipase EXL1-like. Gene Ontology annotation, molecular function: lipase activity. Gene Ontology annotation, biological process: lipid metabolic process. The record is from RefSeq and is a predicted model, not a curated record. Gene Ontology annotation, cellular component: extracellular region. NCBI's taxonomy places the organism in Eukaryota, Viridiplantae, Streptophyta, Magnoliopsida, Fabales, Fabaceae.
CACAAUGUUUUUCUGUGAAGUACCUUUUUCUCAAUUGUUUUUAGCCAUUCUUUGGUCAUUUUCAACUAUUAUUAUAUCUCUUGUUAGUGUUGUGAGUUUACCAAACAAUGAAAGUGUUCCAGCACUGUUUGUGUUUGGGGACUCCAUCUUAGAUACAGGUAACAAUGACUACAUUGAGACCUUCUUCAAAUGUAAUUUUCCACCAUAUGGUGAAGAUUUUGGUGGAGGAAAUCAACCGACUGGGAGGUUCAGCAAUGGUUUAAUCCCUUCAGACUUCCUUGCUGCAGAACUAAAAAUCAAGAAGCUUUUGCCUCCGUAUCUUGAUCCAAAUUUGAAACGUGAAGAUCUUCUCACAGGUGUAAGCUUUGCAUCUGGUGCUAGUGGAUAUGAUCCUCUAACUAAUAAUAUAGCAUUAGUGCUAUCAUUAUCAGAUCAACUAGACAAAUUCAAGGAAUACAAAACCAAGAUACAAGACAUGGUUGGAGAAAACACAACAACAACAAUUAUAUCGAAAAGCAUAUACAUCUUGUCCUCAGGAAGCAAUGAUAUUACCAAUACUUUCUUUUUAUUACCAUUUAGGCGACUACAGUAUAAUAUUUCAACUUACACAGAUUUAAUGGUUUCAAAAGCUAAAGAAUUCUUGGAAGAUCUUUAUGAACUUGGAGCUAGAAGGAUUGGAAUAGUUGGUUUGCCAAAUUUAGGGUGUCUGCCCUCUCAAAGAACACUGAGAGGAGGAUUUAACAGGACAUGUUCAGAUCUUGAAAACCAGGCUGCAAUGCUCUUCAACAACAAGUUAUCAUCUCAAAUAGAUAUCCUUGGAAAAAAUUUUACUGAUGCUAAACUUGUCUACCUUGAUAUUUACAAAAUAUUAUCGGAUAUGGUUCAAAAUGCCACUAAAUAUGGUUUUGAAGUAGCAGAUAAAGGAUGUUGUGGCACAGGAUAUUUUGAAGUAGGCGGUCUGUGUAAUUUUCUUUCCCAGAUAUGUUCAAACAGGUCAAACUACAUAUUUUGGGACAGUUUCCAUCCUACGGAAAAGGCAUAUAAUAUAAUUUCUUCUGAGGUGUUUGAUAGAAACAUCAAUAAAUUCUUCUAAGUUCCCCUCUUGUACUCCUACUAAUUUGAAUAUAACAAAAACAUAUAUGUUCUAUACUAUAAA